This is a messenger RNA of Penaeus indicus, 2166 nucleotides long. RefSeq lists its product as uncharacterized. Gene Ontology annotation, cellular component: ESC/E(Z) complex. Bases 1 to 1950 code for a protein of 649 amino acids. NCBI's taxonomy places the organism in Eukaryota, Metazoa, Arthropoda, Malacostraca, Decapoda, Penaeidae. The record is from RefSeq and is a predicted model, not a curated record. Gene Ontology annotation, biological process: regulation of transcription by RNA polymerase II. The transcript is spliced from 3 exons.
AUGGGUUUCACUGCGGACACGGCGGAGGUGCCCGUACGCAAGCCGUCGGCGCCAUUGCAUCGACGGCGUGAGGCAGGAGUAUAUCCUGGAGAAUAUUUUUCAGCAACGUCAGUGAGGGAGUUAGCGGACAAGACGUCCCCCGGAGUGGGAGGAGAGUGGAGCGCGUCGUCCCCGUGUUCCUCCCUGACGUGCUCGCCACCGCCCCGCCCCGAGGAUCUCGACGACUGCUGCACGGGACCAGCACCCCCGCCCGCCGCCCACCCCACGCCCUCGCCCACGCCCACGCCGGGGGCCCAACCCACUCCAACCCCGCACUCCUACGGCAGCCAUGUGGGCCAGCUGACGUGCAUGGCGCCCAAUGAUGGCUCGGGCGUGCGGGUGGGGCGGAAAGGCGGUCACGACGGGGACCAGUUAAUGGGCAGGAUCGGCCCGGGCGGCCAGGUGGGCCAAGCGGGCCACACGCCACACAAGGACCGGCCUCCGGAUACGCCCUCCGCGCUGCCUCUGCGGGUCACGCGCCGCAACACCCCCGAGGACGUGGCGGCCCACCGUCGCCGCCGCCUGCAGGUAGGGCACAUCCGGAAGCGGACUGGCGAGGACGCGACGAUGGGUGGUGAGAGGCGCGCCAAGCUGCCGCGGGCGUCCCCCCCGCCCUUGCCCGUGAACGGCGUGCGGCGCGUGAACGGAUGCAUGAACGGGAGCGUGGAAGGCGAGGCUGCCCUACUCGACCGGCUGGGCGGGCUGGCGGGCGCGGGGGACAAGCGCGGGCGGCACCACACCCGCACCUCGCACGCCCACAACAACCAUAAACACAACGGGAUCGCAGGUGACGCGUUGCACAAUGACGUCGACCACUUGUUAGGUAAGAACGGUGUCAAGUGUUUUAACGGGACACUCAAUGAACGAAUCAACGGUACGCUAAAGCCCGAGCGCAUGAACGGCUCUGCGAAGCCCGAGCGCGUGAACGGGACGGCGAAGUCUGAACGUUUGAAUGGCACCAUACGAAGUGAACGUAUAAAUGGCACCGUGAGAAGUGAACGCGUGAAUGGCACGGUCAGAAGUGAGCGCCUGAACGGCGCUGUUCGCCCGGAACGUGUCAAUGGUGUGCGGCGAGUGAGCGGCGAGCAUCACAGGCGUAAGGCAGACCUCCAGACCAACAACAACACUGAACCGCCCAUGGUCCUGCCCACCACGCCCACUCUCCUCAAUGACGCCCGGACCCCCCACCCCCGCCCCCACCCCCCCAACGCCGCCAAGCGUGUAUCUCAGGGAACCCCACACCCCACUCAGGGCUUAACUUUGAGCUGUGAUGCCGGUCUAACGCCGCCCACCACUGCUACCCACACCCCCUCGGCGGCCGCCCACCAGCCGCCCCUCUCGCCCACCUCGGCUCGCUGCUCGGCUAAGUCCUCCCCUCCGCCCGCCUACACCAACGGCACCGCCCACACCACCUGCAAGAGUAGGAGCAGCUCGGCCAGUUCUGGCGCUGGGUCCUCUGUUCCUAGCCCCGCCCCCAGCCCCGCCCCGAGUCCAGCCCCGAGCUCCGCCCCCAGUUCCGGAACCUCCACGCCCACGCCCACGCCCACCGUGAGGUUCCCGCCCCCGGAGAAGAAGGAAGCUGCCGACGUGUGCCGCUGGCGAGACUGCAACCAGGUCCUGGACCCGACCACCUCCCUGCUCGAACACAUACAGGCUGUACACGUGGAAGGCCAACUGGAAGCAGAGAGUUUCCGGUGCUUGUGGGUUGGCUGCAAAGUAUACGAUAAGGCAUCGUGUUCCGUGUCCUGGUUGGAAAGGCACGUCCUAACCCACGGGGGACACAAACCUUUUAAAUGUAUAGUUGAUGGCUGUGGUCAAAGGUUUGCCUCGGAGGUAAGAAUACGAGAUGAAUUCAUAUGCAAUUGUUUCCCUGUAUUUUUUUCCCCCUCUCAGGGUAUUUGCUUGAUCUAAGAGCAGUUAUUUGUGCGUUGCUUUUCAUACGGGGUAAUUUGUCUGCCCAACUGGUCAAAUAAGAAUUGUCAAGGUGAUUGGGCAGACUUUGUAAAAAUAUAGGCUUUAAAUUAUUUCAUUUGAUGAAUUGGAUAAAAUUUACCCAAGGCAUGAAUUCAUCAUCUGAAUGCUUGGUGAUACGUGGUGAUGCUAUGCAGACCGAAUAAUGGAUGCUAG